Molecule: messenger RNA, 732 nt
Organism: Caenorhabditis bovis
Lineage: Eukaryota; Metazoa; Nematoda; Chromadorea; Rhabditida; Rhabditidae
Source: the annotation of a GenBank genome assembly
AUGUUCUUCAACAUUAUUGUUGUUAUUUCUGUGAUCUCUGUUGUCGGAGGAAGACAAUCGAGUAGCUGUAAAGACACGGACAUGAAUUGUGCCUCGUGGAUUGCCGCCAAUGAAACAGACUGCGAAAAUGUGGCACUGGUUAUCAAAAGCUGUCCAAGAAUGUGUGGUUCUUGUGGAGAACCGAUUGAUCCAAAAUAUGAUGUGCGACGAAUUCCGAAGAGGCUGAAAUCGAUUGCCUGGAUGGUCGGACGAUGGCGUUCGGAAUUCGGAGGAAAAGCAUUCUUUCCAACAAUUCCGAAAUUCACCUACGGAGAACAAGUCGACAUCACAAUCGGCGACGUCGAAAUGGGAACUCCGCUAUUGAACUACACCGCGUUCGCAUGGGAUAUCAAUAUGCCAGAAGGAGAUCCGAUCGAGAUCCACUCCGAAAAUGGAUACAUCGCAGUUGAAUAUGAUAAGGAAAGAGAAACUGAAUAUGUUUCAUUGAAUACUGCUAUGAGUAAUGGAUUCAUGACAAUCGAAGAAGGAGAAUCUGGUCCAAAUCAAGUGAAAUUCAAGCUUCAGAGAAUCGGACGAAUCAGUUUCUCUCAUGAUUCCGCCGUUCGCUUGAUGUAUCGCGAAUGGACCCUUCUAGAUGAACAUCGAUUUGAAUCACGUCUUCUGAUGACAACGACAGUUACGCGACGCCUUAUGGAACAUACUGCCGUUAUUUAUAAGAAAAUUUAUCCAUAG